Spirodela intermedia is the source of this 852-nucleotide messenger RNA. The record is from the annotation of a GenBank genome assembly. Lineage: Eukaryota; Viridiplantae; Streptophyta; Magnoliopsida; Alismatales; Araceae.
AUGAGGGAGAGAGAGAGAGAGAGAGAUGGAGAGGGGCGGGUACCUCCUCUUCUGGAUGUAGUGGGCGUUGAAGAAGGCCAGUCGCCUGGUCUGGAGGUCCCGGCAGCGACGGAGAUAGCCGCGGAGGAAAAGGCGGAGGACGGGGAUGAAGUCACCAUAGUUGUACUCGAAGCUCUGGGCGAGCCUGCUCCUCUCGGAGUUGAACUGGGUGGCCUGCAGGAAGAGGGGGUCCCUCACGGACUCGAACUUCGUGUCGAACAUCAUCCUGUACAUGACGUUGUACAGCAUCAGCUGCAACCGCCGCCGCACGACCACGCCCUCCGGCCUCGCCCACUCGCCCCCGCCGGCGCCGCCCAGGUCCGCCACCGCCAGGUCCAUCUCCUCCUCCCACAUCCCCCGGUACUGCUGCACCACCUUGUUUGUGAAGAAGGGCAUCGUCAUCACGCGCCGCAUCUUCCGCCAGUGGUCGCCGUAGACGGUGAACACCAUGUCCUGCCCGCCGCCGGUGAAGAUGUCGAAGACCAUGUUCCGCGGCCGCGAGCCGAACUCGACCCCCUGCGUGUGGAGCACCUCGGUGGCGAGCUUCGGUUCGGAGACCACCACCAGGUUCCGUGCCCCCAGCCGGAGGAGGAAGACGCCCCCGUACUUGCCGGCCAGCGACGCGAGCAGGCGGUGGUUCAGGUCAUUGCCCACCUGCAGCCAGUUGCCGAACACCGGCAGGGACAGAGGACCGGGGGGGAGGUUCCUCAGCCGCCGGGAACCAGACACGACCGAGGGGAUUAUCAGAGCGAGGAGGGCCGGGAGGGAGAGCCACGCCGGAGUGGGGGAGGAAGACGGCGACACGAGAGGUAG